GUAACAGGUAAUAGCUGACAGGUAAAAGCUCAUAGCUAAUAUGACUCGCGCACUUAUCGUUAUUGGACUUUCGCUGCUGUUCACUAUGGCCCCAGCCAAUUAUAAUUUUAAUUCAAGCGAAAUACUACGACUGGGCUAUAAUCCCACCUAUGAUCUGUGGUACUUCAAUCCCAAAGGUAGACCAAGUGCAGUAAGUGAAUCAGUCAAAUCAGCCUACAGAAAACAAAAACCUGGCGGUGUUUGUUAUGUGGACCCAGACACAUGGUUUUUCUGUAAAACGUUUGAGCCGAUAAACUAAGAGUAUUUAGUAUUGUGUUCAGGCAUUACUCACGGCUGUUCAAUUGAGCUUAAAAUAUUAUUUCAUCCAUUAAAUAUACCUGCAAAUA
Drosophila hydei is the source of this 386-nucleotide messenger RNA. RefSeq lists its product as uncharacterized. The transcript has 2 exons. The record is from RefSeq and is a predicted model, not a curated record. The coding region runs from base 41 to 298 and encodes 85 amino acids. NCBI's taxonomy places the organism in Eukaryota, Metazoa, Arthropoda, Insecta, Diptera, Drosophilidae.